GUGCUGAAUAACCCCGGGAGUGUGGAGGUGACAUGGGAGCAGGCCAGCAGGGGCACCAUACCGCAGGGUGCUCUACAGGGAGGCUACUCUGAGACAGGGGAGGCCCUCUACUUCGGUCGCUUCAACCAUGGUGGUUCUCUCAUAUGUGGCAAGGUUCAUCCAAGUCACAAGGUGUGCUACGUGCCAUACUGGGGUCAGGAGACCUCCAAUGUCAACUAUGAGUGGCAAGGUGGGCUUCUCCUCUCCACUUGAGCACUCGGUAAGCGUCACUCCUGAAAGGACAACAGAAGAGCUAGGCUACGCAGUAAUUCUACAGCUACAUCAAUGCCACUUACCCCACUAAAUACAUAGCAAUAUUUCUGUGUAAUUAGCAACUUAAGUAUAUAAAAAAACGACCAAGAUUUUUCUGAAGUGUCAUUUUCUUAAAAACUUAAAUAAAUUAUCCAAACUUGAUAGAAAAUCCUAUUUUGAUAACUGAAACAUUCUGCAGAUUUUUAAUGUUCCAAUUACAGUAUGU
This is a messenger RNA of Cherax quadricarinatus, 517 nucleotides long. Lineage: Eukaryota; Metazoa; Arthropoda; Malacostraca; Decapoda; Parastacidae. The record is from RefSeq and is a predicted model, not a curated record.